AUGGCCGAUGGGGAUGAGUUCAUUGUUACCGCUCAGCUCUUCGAGCAGAAUGAACUCUCAAUGAAGAGAUUUACAAUCAACUUGCAUGCUAGCAACGGCGCAAUUCCAUUACACCUUCGCUACGACUUCCAAGCUCCUGGUCAAAGUGAGAAGAUUAUUAUGUCUAGUCUGAGUGGAGGGAAAUGGAGCGCCGAGAAGACCAGUGCAAGUCCAUUCAACCCAGGGCAACACGUCGAAAUUCAUGUGAAAAGAAUCGGCAACAUCUAUGAGAUAACCCUCACCGACGGCGUCGUUCUGACUUUCCCGCAUCGAUUGACCGCUUCGGAAUAUCCCACCAUUUUCACAUAUCAAGGAGAUUUGAAAAUCUCGAAGAUUCAAAUAAUGUUCCACUCUGAAUUUUCAGGCCAGCAACAAAAUAUGGCCAGCUUCAACAAACUGCGAGCGGUUUCGCAAAAAUUCUUCGGCUAUCAAUCAAUUCUUCUCAACACCUACCUGCUAUUCCUGAUCCAUUCCCGAUCGCCAAAGCAACUGGGCACCUAUAAGUACAUGAUGCUCUAUAUAGCAUACUUCGAAAUGGCCUAUUCCGUUGUGGACCUCAUCACAGAGCCCUUCAUGCAUUCCUAUCGAACAACGUUCGCUGUUUUGACCGACACAAACAAUUCCAUAUUUGGGAAUGAGUUCAAUCUAAUUCUUAUCGCCUUUUAUGGCGGCUUCUAUGGAUUCUCCAUGGCGAUCUUCGCAGUUCAUUUCAUUUUUCGCUACGGUAUAACUCAAAGUUCGAUUCGCGAGAAAUUCUUCAAAGGCAGUCUCAUUGCCAUCUGGUUCCUAAUUCCAUUCGUCUUCGGUCAGGUUUGGAUGGCUGUCUGUCUCAUCUACAUCCCGAACCGUCCGCAGAUGUCAAUGUUCAUAAGGAAGACGAUUCUUGACAAUUAUGGCUUAAUGAUGGAGAAUAUUGCCUACGUUGGCGCAUAUUACUAUCAGACAAACGACGAGGGAAUCACGUACACGGACUUUGAUUCCUUUUUUGGAAUUGGCAUACUAUUCAUGGAAAUCAUAUCGUCGAUGUUCUGCGUGUUGUACUUCGGCAUCCUGUGCUACUACAAAAUCUCGAAUGAGAUGUCAGAGAUCGCGGUGAUGUCCAGGAAGAUGAAGACCUUUCAGAAGCAGCUCUUCAAUGCCUUAGUUGUUCAGACGAUCAUCCCAGUCAUCCUUAUGUACAUUCCAGUAACGGUGAUCUUUCUAUUCCCAGCCCUCGAUGUGAAUUUCACCUUGGCAGCGAAUUCCUGCGCAGUGACGAUUUCCGUUUACCCAGCUAUCGAUCCCCUACCAACUAUAUUAAUUAUUGAUGCUUAUCGGAAGGCGACGUUCGCUUCGUUGUUCUGGGCACCAACAAUUCCAAGCUAUCGGUUUCUGAUAUUGUCUGGAUGUCAGAAUGAUCAAUAG
This is a messenger RNA of Caenorhabditis bovis, 1443 nucleotides long. The record is from the annotation of a GenBank genome assembly. NCBI's taxonomy places the organism in Eukaryota, Metazoa, Nematoda, Chromadorea, Rhabditida, Rhabditidae.